Molecule: messenger RNA, 324 nt
Organism: Trypanosoma grayi
Lineage: Eukaryota; Euglenozoa; Kinetoplastea; Trypanosomatida; Trypanosomatidae
Exons: 1
Source: RefSeq, a predicted model, not a curated record
AUGGCUGAACUCGAUUGUGCACUGCGUCUUCUGCCGCUGGGAUCUGCACCAGGACCUGACAUGAUACAUGGGGAGGCACUACGGCACCUUGGACCAUGCGCGAAACACUCUGCCCUAACGCUCUUCAGCAAGAGCCUGCGCACUGGCAUCGUCCCACAGAGCCGGAGACACGGGAUUAUAAUCCUACUGCUGGAGACGAGCAUGCGCCUAUUGAGCUGUCCCGCACUAAAGGGUCUACGCUGUCACUUUGGGGUGGAUGGGGGCGACAUGGAGAAGUUGUGCUUUAUGCAGAAGUUGGCCAAAUUCCUGCUUGCAGUGGAAAGG